Messenger RNA from Hippoglossus stenolepis (Pacific halibut), 1530 nucleotides. RefSeq names its product pyroglutamyl-peptidase 1. The coding region runs from base 155 to 823 and encodes 222 amino acids. The transcript is spliced from 5 exons. The record is from RefSeq and is a predicted model, not a curated record. Gene Ontology annotation, biological process: proteolysis. NCBI's taxonomy places the organism in Eukaryota, Metazoa, Chordata, Actinopteri, Pleuronectiformes, Pleuronectidae. Gene Ontology annotation, molecular function: pyroglutamyl-peptidase activity. Gene Ontology annotation, cellular component: cytosol.
UGAUCCACCCAGAUCUGAUGUGCUACUUCCUGUGAGCGGUGAAGCAGAAGAAGAGCAGCAGGCAACCGCGGACAAUCCUGGGAUUCCUGUGCACAGACAUUUGAUCCCUCAUAUUAUAAACCUAUGAGGGUGUUUGUUGUGAGAGCUGGGGAUCAUGGCCAAUAAGAAGAAGGUAAUAGUGACAGGUUUUGAGCCUUUUGGAGAGCAUGCAGUCAACUCCAGCUGGGUGGCAGUGCAGGCGCUGGAGCGAUUAGGUCUGGGUGAGGCCGUAGAGCUGCAUGUGUGUGAGGUGCCUGUCGAAUACCAGGCUGUUCAGAGUCUGCUGCCGUCACUGUGGAGAGAGCGCCAACCACAGUUAGUCGUCCACGUUGGUGUUUCUGGAUUGGCGACCACGGUCACUCUCGAGCAGUGCGGCCACAACAGGGGCUACAAACGCCUGGACAACUGCAGCUUCUGCCCGUCCUCACAGUGCUGCAUGGAGGACGGCCCCGACUGCAUAAGCUCAGUGUUGGACAUGGAGACAGUCUGCAAACGGGUCAACAAUUCAGACAUCGGGGUUGCUGUGUCAGUUUCCAAAGAUGCUGGAAGGUAUCUGUGUGACUACACCUACUACACAUCUCUGUACCUGGGGCAGGGCCACUCUGCCUUUGUCCACGUGCCUCCGCUAGGGAAACCCUACAGCAGCCAGGACCUGGGUCGAGCUCUGCAGGCCGUCGUACAGGAGAUGCUGAACCUGCUGGAGCUGGACCACACAGAGGAGGAGACACACAAACACAAUCAUCACUGCAAUCACAAGCAUCAACACCAGCAUGAGCACCAAUGACCUCAUCACAACCUGAGCAGACUCAGAUUCACAUGAGCAAGAUGGACCACUGGCUUGUAGUAACGGUUUCAUCAAUAUAAAUGUAAAGGCACAUUUUGAUUUGGUUGUGUUGCUUAGAAAAUGUACAAGCUGUGACUUUUACACAACAAACUGACUGACGACACCAUCUGUUAUUGUUGUUUUUGUGUGUGACUGUGGGUUUGAAUGUGUCUACUACAGUUUAAUGAACACAAGUAGUUGACAUCAGUGAGUUUUUGUCAGCCCCAGAUCUUCUAAAAGACUGUGAAAAUAGACUUCACUACUUAUUGUAAAGGGGAUUUUGUUUUCUACUAUAAUAACAUGUAUCACCCAUAGCAGCCAACUUAUACGAUAGUGUCUAGAACACUAAGUUAUAUGGUGACACAUUGUGGGAAUUCUUGCACUAACAUCUCUCCACUUUUCAAAAUCCUCCCUGUAUGAUUUUGGAGUUAUGCUGUCAUUCACUGUUGUUGCUUGUGUUUGCACCAGAGAAAUGAGAUGACUAAGAAAUGAAGGGAACUCGGAAGAAAUGUAAAGAUUCACACUUGUUUAUCUCAGGGAAUAUAUUGCACUUGCAAUUUGUGCUUGCAGUUGGAUUAACUGGAUGUGUCCGUCCUGUGCGUGUGUAGUGCAGCUUUGCAAAGCGAAGCCACCUAAAAUCUGUGUAUAAUUAAAACACUUUGCUCACA